AAAGGUCCUGUAGGAAAGUAACUGCCGCCAGCCGCCAGCCGGGAACAGAGAGUUGAGAGUCGUGGUUACACCCCUACGAGACAGCGAGACAGGAUAUGACGACCUUCACCUCCGUCCACGCAUAACCUCAGAAGGAAUGCAGACAGACACGGGCGAGACUCAGGCCAAGGGGGCUGACACCCUCACCUUCUCCAUAGCCAAGAUCAUGGAACCCGACAAGCCUCGGAUCUCCUACCAGAACAGUCUUGACUCCGCGUUCAAGAAGUACGUCCCUGUGAUCCAUCCUCAGAACCUGCUACAAUACCCAGUGUUAUACUACCAUCCGGGGUACCACCACUACCUGCGGAGUCCUCUGGCCACGGGGGUGGUGACCGAGGGCGCUGGCGACUCUGCUGAGGCCGACAACAAGGAGUCUGGGGAAAAUCGGACUAAUAAUCGACAUAAAACGUUCACCUGCACUGACUGUGGAAAGGUAUUCAACGCCCACUACAACCUGACACGGCACAUGCCAGUUCACACUGGGGCAAGACCAUUCGUCUGUAAAAUCUGCGGUAAGGGCUUUCGGCAGGCAUCAACGCUCUGUAGACACAAGAUCAUCCACACGGAGGAGAAACCCCACACAUGUACCACGUGCGGCAAGGCCUUUAACCGCAGCUCCACACUCAACACACAUGCAAGGAUACAUGCAGGAUAUAAGCCAUUCACGUGUGAGUACUGCGGCAAAGGAUUCCACCAGAAGGGCAACUACAAGAACCAUAAGCUGACGCAUAGCGGGGAGAAAGCCUACAAGUGCAAUGUCUGCAACAAGGCGUUCCACCAAAUCUACAACCUGACUUUUCAUAUGCACACGCACAACGAGAAAAAGCCGUUCACCUGCAGAAUCUGUGGGAAGGGAUUCUGCCGAAACUUUGACCUCAAGAAACACAUGCGGAAGUUACAUGACUCCAGCUCUCCGGAGAGUCAGGACCAAGGGCCUUCCUUGCAAAGUCCUGGCAGCUUCCUGGGACCUCUAAUGGUGCCGUCCACACCCUACGUGUCUAAGCUCUUGUGACAGCAGAUCUUCCUGCAUCGCCCCGACACCAGAACUUAGCUGUGCGCUUCAUCUGCCAAUCGCACUCGCAGUGCUAGUGCUAAAGGCUUGGAUUCCAUUAGUUUUUUUACAUAUACGAUCACUUAAAAUUAGCUUUUAAUGUACCAACCGAGACAAAUAAAGUGGAUUGAGUCUAAAAAAAGUAAAACGUCUAAGAAAGCUACAAGUUCUUCAAACAUCGGUGUAACCAAGUCAAUAAUGGAAUUAGAUUAGUUCACUUUUCUCACUGGUUAAGCUAAUAUUAAAACCUGAUCAUAAGAUUAUUAAAAUAUGGGCAGAUUAAAAUAUUUAAUUGAACCACUGUCCUCAGAAACCCACUUAGGGCAGCAAUGUUAAAUUGAUUUGUCUUUUGGCCAUUUUGAUAUUGCUUUACAAGUGGCCAAAACAAUC
This is a messenger RNA of Macrosteles quadrilineatus (aster leafhopper), 1480 nucleotides long. Its product is annotated as fez family zinc finger protein 2-like. Gene Ontology annotation, biological process: regulation of transcription by RNA polymerase II. The transcript has 4 exons. The coding region runs from base 137 to 1051 and encodes 304 amino acids. The record is from RefSeq and is a predicted model, not a curated record. Lineage: Eukaryota; Metazoa; Arthropoda; Insecta; Hemiptera; Cicadellidae. Gene Ontology annotation, molecular function: DNA-binding transcription factor activity, RNA polymerase II-specific; RNA polymerase II cis-regulatory region sequence-specific DNA binding.